CCCAUCUCUGCCACCGCAAACCUGUCUGUCUCCUUCUCCUGCCAGGCCUCUCAGGGAACGCUGGCCCUGCUACCAGAGCCCCAGGAGCCCCCAUGAGUGCUGGAUAGCGAGCCCCGGCUGGUCCAGGGCUGGGCAUCCACCAUGCCGCCCAUCCUCCAGCGCCUGCAGCAGGCCACCAAGACCAUGAGCCGCAGGAAAAUCCUGCUGCUGGUGCUAGGGUGCAGCACCAUAAGCCUCCUCAUCCACCAGGGGGCGCAGCUCAGCUGGUACCCCAAGUUGUUCCCCCUGAGCUGCCCGCCACUGCGAGAGUCACCACCGCGCCCCAAGCACAUGACCGUGGCCUUCCUGAAGACACACAAGACAGCGGGCACCACGGUACAGAACAUUCUGUUCCGUUUUGCCGAGCGCCACAACCUGACGGUGGCCCUGCCGCACCCGAGCUGCGAGCACCAAUUCUGCUACCCGCGCAACUUCUCGGCUCAUUUCGUGCACCCAGCCACGCGGCCGCCGCACAUGCUGGCCAGCCACUUGCGCUUCGACCGCGCAGAGCUCGCGCGCCUCAUGCCACCAGGCACCGUCUACGUCACCAUUCUGCGCGAGCCGGCAGCCAUGUUCGAGUCGCUCUUCAGCUACUACAACCAGUACUGCCCAGCCUUCCGGCGCGUGCCCAACGCAUCACUUGAGGCCUUCCUUCGCGCGCCCGAAGCCUACUACCGCGCCGGCGAGCACUUCGCCAUGUUCGCGCACAACACGCUGGCCUACGAUCUGGGCGGCGACAACGAGCGCAGCCCGCGCGACGAUGCCGACUACCUCGCGGGGCUUAUCCGCCAGGUGGAGGAGGUUUUCUCGCUCGUCAUGAUCGCCGAGUACUUUGACGAGUCGCUCGUGCUGCUACGGCGCCUUCUGGCCUGGGACCUGGACGACGUGCUGUACGCCAAGCUCAACGCACGCGCCGCCAGCUCGCGCCUGGCCGCCAUUCCCGCAGCGCUGGCGCGGGCCGCGCGCACCUGGAACGCGCUGGACGCCAGCCUCUACGACCACUUCAACGCCACCUUCUGGCGCCGAGUGGCGAGCGCCGGCCGCGCGUGCGUAGAGCGCGAGGCGCGCGAGUUGCGCGCGGCCCGGGAGCGCUUGCUUCGACGCUGCUUCGGGGCGGAGCCGGUGCUUCGGCCCGCUGCGCAGAUCCGCACCAAGCAGCUGCAGCCGUGGCAGCCUAGCCGCAAGGUAGACAUCAUGGGCUACGACCUGCCCAGCGGCGGCGCCGGCGCUGCUACCGAGGCCUGCCUCAAGUUGGCCAUGCCCGAAGUCCAGUACUCCAACUAUCUGCUGCGCAAACAGAAGCGCCGGGGCGGCGUGCGGGCUCGACCCGAGCCCGUGCUGGACAACCCCCCGCCUCGGCCCAUCCGAGCGCUGCCCCGUGUCCCCCAGGGCCCCUGACCUCUGCCUGCCUCCGAAGCCUGGGGCCUGCCCUGCUCUCCCAGGAGCCAGCCUGGAGCUGCCUCGGCCCCUGCCCCAUCACAGCCCUUUCUUCACGAGGGCCUUGAUCCCCGUGCCGAAUUUGGGGGUCGCCUCGCAUACUGGCCCAUCUCCCUGGGGUGGGCUGAUCCCCGCCUUUGGGGAGGGUGCUGAUAGGCCCGAUCGAGCCCCGGGCCACUCCCUCCUUCCCAAAUGGUUGGUGACUUGGACAAGAGGUCUGAGGCCUGUCCAGAACUGCCCACCCUGCCUUUUUCUGGGG
Orycteropus afer afer is the source of this 1735-nucleotide messenger RNA. RefSeq names its product galactose-3-O-sulfotransferase 3 (gene GAL3ST3). The record is from RefSeq and is a predicted model, not a curated record. Gene Ontology annotation, biological process: glycolipid biosynthetic process. Gene Ontology annotation, cellular component: membrane. Gene Ontology annotation, molecular function: galactosylceramide sulfotransferase activity. Lineage: Eukaryota; Metazoa; Chordata; Mammalia; Tubulidentata; Orycteropodidae.